Messenger RNA from Anisakis simplex (herring worm), 1713 nucleotides. NCBI's taxonomy places the organism in Eukaryota, Metazoa, Nematoda, Chromadorea, Rhabditida, Anisakidae. The record is from the annotation of a GenBank genome assembly.
UUGCAGGGAUCAUCAUCGUUAUUAUUUUCAUUAUCAGUGGUGUUAUCAGCGCUCUUAACGAACAACAGUUGCAUCGCAACACCGUUAUCGUCAGCAUCAAAAGCAUCCACAACUUUGUAUUAUCCAUUCAUCAGUGAUGAUUAUACGAAGAAAUUUGCAUUUUCACAAAAACAGUUAAGUGAUGCACGAAAAGAGACGCGAGAGAUGUUUUACUUUGCGUAUGAUAAUUAUUUACGGCAUGCUUUUCCCAAGGAUGAACUUGACCCUAUAAACUGUACAGGUCGAGGGCAUGACCAUCUGAAUCCAUCGAACAUUAAUAUCAAUGACGUUCUUGGUGAUUAUUCGCUGUCGCUGAUCGAAUCUCUUGAUACGUUGGUUGUGUUUUCAAAUAAGAGUGAGUUCCAUCAUGCAGUUCGGCUUAUCAUCGACAAUGUCUCGUUUGAACGUAAUGUCACGGUGCAAGUCUUCGAACCAACAAUAAGGGUGAUUGGAUCACUGUUAUCAGCUCACCUGAUUAUCACUGACAGAACUAAAUUAUUGGGCGAUUACUGGAUAGAGGAUUACGACAAUGAAUUGCUAACGUUGGCACAUGAUCUUGCUAUACGUCUACUUCCGGCUUUCAGUGGAACCACAACCGGUCUUCCUUAUCCACGAGUGAAUUUAUUAAGUGGUGUUCAGUCAGGGACUGUUAAUGAAACAUGCACGGCUGGAGCGGGAUCGUUACUCCUGGAAUUUGGUAUAUUAUCGAGGUUGUUAGGGGAUAGCAUUUUCGAGAGUUUAGCGAGACGAUCAAAUCAUAUUUUAUGGUCAUUGAGGAAUAAAGACACGGGUCUUUUGGGCAAUGUGCUGAAUAUACAAACUGGAGAAUGGUUGGGUGUUGCGAGUGGCUUAGGUGCAGGAGUUGAUUCUUUUUAUGAGUAUUUACUCAAAUCUUAUAUUCUUUUCGGAGCUGAGUCUGACAUUUUAAUGUUCAAGGAGGCGUACAGUCAAAUAAUGGGCCAAAUGCGGCGUGGACGUGAGAAUUGCGUGUUUGGUGAGGGUGAACCCCCUCUAUAUGUGAAUGUUGAUAUGCGUGACGGUUCCAUGUUGAACACCUGGAUUGAUGCACUUCAGGCAAGUUUUGCGGCUGUUCAAGUGUUGAAUGGAGAUCUGGAUGAGGCAAUCUGCUUUCAUGCACUCUAUUACUCUAUUUGGAAACGUUUCGACGCACUUCCUGAACGAUAUAAUUGGCAUUUGAAGAUGCCCGAAGUACUUUUCUAUCCACUCCGGCCAGAACUAGCCGAGUCGACGUAUAUGCUUUAUCGUGCCACUCAGAAUCCAUUCUAUCUGCAUGUUGGUCGUGAUAUUUUGCAGUCGUUGAAUACAUUUACACGUGUUAAAUGUGGUUAUGCGACUGUUCAUAAUGUAUUGGAUAAAAGUUUAGAAGAUCGAAUGGAGUCGUUUUUUCUUUCUGAAACGACAAAAUAUUUAUUUUUGUUAUUCGACAUUGAUAACGCAGUGAAUCGACACGAAGAGCGUAUAUUAUUCACAACCGAAGGGCAUAUCAUACCGAUCCAGUCGGAUCGUCUCCAUAAAGUACCUCAGGCCAUACCUCGCGUUCAUGCCUCGAAUCAGUCGUGUGAAGCAUUCCCUUGGAAAGGCCAACCUCCACUCAAUGAAGCUCGACUUCAGCAGAUGUUUCAUUUGGCUGGAUUCGAGAAUUUUCAUUCAUGA